AUGGAGUCAGGGGAAGAGAAUUGCUGCGAGAACCUGAGCCUGGAACUGUGUCUCCAGCCGUCACGGCCCUUCGUCUUCACCUGCAACUACUGCGACCGCAAGUUCACCACCUCGCAGGCGCUCGGCGGCCACCAGAACAAGCACAAGGUGGAAAGAAAGCGCCUCCGGGAACAGUUGCAGAGCGGCCGGCAUGAUUCGGCUGCAGGUAAUCGCACGGUGGAAGCGAAGGAGAGCAGCAUGGCGGCAAGGACGACGGCGUGGUGGGGAUCGCAUCUCUACUCCUCCGACACCGGAGUCGAUGAUGCUGCCGCCGGAGAAAUCAUUGACUUGUCGCUUAAGCUAUAG
Zingiber officinale is the source of this 345-nucleotide messenger RNA. Its product is annotated as zinc finger protein 4-like. Gene Ontology annotation, biological process: negative regulation of abscisic acid-activated signaling pathway. Bases 1 to 345 code for a protein of 114 amino acids. The record is from RefSeq and is a predicted model, not a curated record. Lineage: Eukaryota; Viridiplantae; Streptophyta; Magnoliopsida; Zingiberales; Zingiberaceae. The transcript has a single exon.